AUGUUUAUAUAUCGUCUAUCGCAAAACUUGCAGUUUAAGUCACCCUUGACGGCAUUUUGUCGCCUUCCGCCUUAUAAACACGUAAAAUCCAAGCAAUGGGAAUCGCGGUGUAUUUCAUUCUGGCAGCCUGUCAGUAGUGCCCCGGCUAAACUGGAUUCCGGAGCUUCGAAUGUCGACUUGUACCCGAAGGUUGAGGGCGAAAAAUCGAUGGUCACCAAGCUUUGGCAGAGCAUCAAGCGAGUGGCCCGCAUCGAAGAGGGAGACCCAGACGAGCAGAUCACCGAAUACUUUCAGUACUCUGUGGAGUGUCUCAUGCGACAGCCUGGAGAGUUCACAUUUGACAAGUUUGCGACCUAUUUGGAGGUAAUGCAACGUACAUCAUUUAUAAAUGUGACACAGGAAAUAUGCACAAAAUUGCGACUCAUUGGCAAACGGCCCAUUCCCGACGAAGAACUGAAUGGCCCUUUGAGACAGCUAAAGUUGCAACGUAAGUUGGCAAUCAACGAAAUGAUGAAGUUUUUGACACCCAGGGAAAAGGAGUCCGACUCGGCGACAGUAUUCAGCCAUCAGGCAAAGUUGUUGUUGGCUGAAUCAGUGAAGGUGUGUUAUACCACUCCCGCAGACAACGAAAUGGGUAUAUGUCCUAAUAACUCAUUACAGUGCACGCUGAAGGAUGUGGACGACAUGCUGUACCACCACGACAUUUGCAAGACAGAUAGGAGUUGGUACUUUCGGCGCAUAGUAUUGGGGCGUCACUUGCCCAUGAGUUACGAGGAGCGUGAGCACCUUUCCUACCAACGCCCAGUUGUUCGCGAGGCUGCACAGCUGUAUCCUGAAACCAGCUCACUAGAAGCCCUGAAGCUGAAGGAAAUGCGUGACUCUAUCCACUAUCGCAAGCCUCCGUAG
Messenger RNA from Babesia bigemina, 906 nucleotides. RefSeq lists its product as hypothetical. NCBI's taxonomy places the organism in Eukaryota, Apicomplexa, Aconoidasida, Piroplasmida, Babesiidae. The coding region runs from base 1 to 906 and encodes 301 amino acids. The record is from RefSeq and is a predicted model, not a curated record. The transcript has 6 exons.